This is a messenger RNA of Echinostoma caproni, 144 nucleotides long. The record is from the annotation of a GenBank genome assembly. NCBI's taxonomy places the organism in Eukaryota, Metazoa, Platyhelminthes, Trematoda, Plagiorchiida, Echinostomatidae.
AUCGAUGGUCUGCUUCGCGAACGAGACUUUUAUUUCAACAAACUACGUGACAUCGAGAUUCUAUGUCAGGAGAAUCCGAAUUCCCUCAUGGUCAAAGACGUGUUAGAUAUCCUCUAUGCUACUGACGUAAGUUUAUUUAUGUGA